Monodelphis domestica (gray short-tailed opossum) is the source of this 4068-nucleotide messenger RNA. It is a transcript of the gene CYSRT1, whose product is annotated as cysteine rich tail 1. The record is from RefSeq and is a predicted model, not a curated record. NCBI's taxonomy places the organism in Eukaryota, Metazoa, Chordata, Mammalia, Didelphimorphia, Didelphidae.
UAAACCAUUCCGCCCCGCCCCCAUCCUAGAUCCGCCCUGCUGUUCAGAAGUCUCCCAUUGGCCCCAAUCCUUUUAGAUUCCUAACUGUCUUCCCUCAGAUCGUGGAAGGUGAGGGUCGUCUAUUGAGAGAACCUGGGAACGCUGGAGCUGGGAAAAGGGGAAGUGUGUCCUUGACAGAGUGGCUUCUGGGAAAGCGAGUCUGUGUGCGCGGAGGCUUCUGGAGAAUGAAGUAUAUCCAACCCUGCGACUUUCCAGGGCCGCUCUCGUCCUGCGCAAGCGCACAGGGACGUUGAGGGGGAUAGAGGGCGCCAGUACCGAGAAAAUGCUGGACAGGCGUUUGCCCCUUGGGGGCGGGAUGGGUCGGAAAAUUGUACUAUAUGUGCUCCUCCCACCCAGGAGGGCAUUCCCUUCUUCUUGCUAGGUGUAAAUCCUCCCACUGAAAUUUACCUGCAGGAUCUCCCAUUCCUGUACUAGCUGAGUCCAACACACACCUGUACUCCAUAAGAAACCAGUUUAGGGCUGCCCAUUCUUCCCUACUCCCAUAUUAUCCCCAAGCUUUGGGCUGAUUCCUUCUUUAUCCUGAAACAGUGACCCUCUGAUUUUGGGGCCACCCCUCUGACCUUGGGAGAGAUUUCCCCCAUUUUCUCUGUCCUUCAUCUCCUGAGGCAGAUCCCUGAAUUUUGGGUUUAUUAGUCCCUGAUCCUAAAGAUGACCCUGGGACUGACAUGCCCCCCCCCCCCAACUGAUUCCUCUCACAGUAGGAUUUUACUUCUUUCACACACUCACACCCCCUUCUCAUCAUUCUCCCGCUUAAUCUUUGGGUCUGAUCUCUUAUUGUUCAUUGCUUUAUGUCAGAUUCUGUGACUCUGUUUAGGGUUUUCUUGGCAAAGAUACUGGAGUGGUUUGCCAUUUCCUUCUCCAGUUCAUCGUACAGAUGAGGAAACUGAGGCAAACAGGUUUAAGUGACUUGCCAGGGUCACACAGCUCAAAAGAGGCUAAGGACAAAUUUGAACUCAAAGAUGACUCAUCCUGAUUCUAUGUCUGGUACUCUUCUAACCCCUAUGCCACCUAGCUGCCUUGCCAUCUUGACCCUAAGACUAAGUGUGGGAUUAAUCCUGCUGAGCCUGACUGACCCAGGAACUGACUCUUCUCAUAGUAGUGCUGCAUCUUCCCCCAGAUCCUCCGUUGGGGCCUGAUCUUUUUUUUAUCUUUAUUUUAUUCCAAUAACAAAUUUACACAUAAGUUUCCCCAAGUUAUAUGAUUCAUGCUGUCUCCCUCUAGUUGACAAGCAAUUCCACUGAGUUAUACAUAUAUUAUGGCCCUGAUCUCUUGACCCUAAGGCUAAACCUGGGGCUGAUCCCCCUGACCCUGACUGGCCCUGAAGCUAAUUCUCUUCACCCGGAACUGAACAUGUAUUGUCUGUGGGGAUCCUCCCUAUUUAAGUUGGGAGGAUUUCCUAGAGGCUUCACACAUACACACACACAGACACACACACACACACACACACAUACCACACACACACACACACAUUCUGGACAAGGGCUGAGUCUCCUUGGGGAGAAGGGCUCAGUGGUCUUGAGGAUUCCAGCAGUCUAUGCAUACCCCCAAUCAAUCUUCCAAGGUUAUCAAACCUUGGCAAAUUCCUGUGGGAGGUCCCUUCUUCCUUAUUUUUGACUCCUUCCCUUCCUCUCCUCCAUUCUUCUGUCCCCUGUCCUCCUCCCUAGUCAGCCUCUCCCAUCCUUGUCUAGCUGGCUAAGCCUCAUUCAAUUGUCUCCUCCACCUAGAGGAGUUAACUGGGUGGGCUCACAAGCCAAGGAUUGACAAGGAAUGGCAUGCCAGGGAGGGGCUGGGGAUGCCUUAGAGGUGAGCCAGCUUUGUGGGUCACCAGAGACCGAGACCUGAAGGACUGGAAACCCCUUCUGUACUAAAUCCACAACGUCAGGUACUGAUGUGAGGUAUUCCCUCCUGAUCCUUUAAAGGACUACUGGGAGCAAAGAUUGACAGAACUGCAGAGGAAAAGCAGCUCUCUGGGGCUGGUAUACUGAAUAGUGAGCCCCCAACUCUAUUCCUCUGAUUCUUGCACCCACCUUCCUGAGCCCCACACUUCCUCUGCUCCACCUUCGCCCAACCCCUCCCAGGACCUCCCCCGCCCUCCCCCAGAGGGAAAAGGAGGAGGCCUCACAGAGUUCAACUCAGCAGAGACUUCUCCUGAUCGGGAGUCUUACGCAGGACAGGACCCACAGAGGACACUUGCCUGUUUCAGCAGAAGCAGGGCCAGAUCAAACUGCUCCUCCCUCCCUCCCUCCCUCCUUUCCGACACUUCCCAGCGGCUUCAUGGACCCCCUUGAAUCUGUGGUGAAGAACCCAUACACCAGCAUCAGCAUUCCACGAGCCCACCUCCGUCCAGACCUAGAACAGCAGCUCCAGCAAAGCCAGGACACACGGAACCCUGGGGCCAGGCCUGGCCCUGCACCCGAUUGCUCCCUGCCAACAGCAGGUGGGUGGACCAAGGGGGAAGCCAAAGGAGGGUCCCAAAUCCAGACCCAGGCACCCGAUUGCUCCCUGCCAACAGCAGGUGGGUGGACCAAGGGAGAAGCCAAAGGAGGGUCCCAAAUCCAGACCCAGGCACCCGAUUGCUCCCUGCCAACAGCAGGUGGGUGGACCAAGGGGGAAGCCAAAGGAGGGUCCCAAAUCCAGACCCAGGCAUCUUGGCAACAGCCAGGGAAUCCCUACGGCAGUGUGAAACAGACAUCAGGGAGCACAAACCCACCUUAUUGUAACAUCCCACCUGUACGGCGUGGAGACGACAUUGCCCAUCACUGCUGUUGCUGCCCUUGUUGCCGUUGCUGUCGCUGCCCUCGAUGCUGCCGCUGCCACAGCUGUUGCUGUGUGGUCUCUUAACUCCUCUGAACACCUACAGCCCAGAGGAACCCAGACUGAAGGAGGCCUAUGAGGCAGCUGGGUUCGUUGGCAUUCAGGGGUAAGGAGACACAUAUCACUCUGGGUGGCUCCUUCUUGAAUGGCAUUAGAUCUCCUCUGGCCAAAAGAACUGGAGCUCAGGACAGAGGCUGAAGUCACUGGGAUUUGGUGCAUUUGAAAUCUUCCUAUUUCCCUCCCCAAGUCAUUCAUCAUGACAGGACAGAGAAUCCUGGGCAGAAUCAAGAGUCCAGGAAUCACAGAAUUUCGGAACUCAAAUGGACAAAGAGACCAUCUAGUCCAAGCUGUACCUAAACAGGAUUCUAUGAUAUCCAUGAUAAAUACGUAUCAAACUACUAUUCAAACAUCACCAGUGGCCAGGGGCCCACCAUCAACCUCUGUAGCCUAUUCUACCUUUGGUUGACUCUACUCAUUAGGAAGUUUUCCCUCAUGUUGAAUGGAAAUUUAUUUUUAUAAAAGUUCCAUGCACUGAUUUUAAUUCUACCCUUUGGGGCCAAGUAAAACAAGUCUAAUCCUUCUCCAUCACAAUUCUUCAGAUAUUUGAAAACAACUGUCAUGUCCCUCCAGGUUUAUUCUUUUCUUCUCCAGGAUAAGCCUGUCUCAUUUCUUCAACUGAUCAUAGCAUGUCAUGGUUUCUGGGCCAGUCGGCUUCCUCCAGCUUCUUAAUGCCUUGUCUAAAAUUUGAUAUCCAGACCUAAAUACACCAUCAUAAGAUUUGGGGAUGAGUCCAAAGAUGGGAGUCUAUUGUGAAGAGCAUGUUGGAAGGGGUGUCAGGGGCCGGGGUUGGAAGAAGCAGGAUCUCUACCUAAGAAUGAGGAAGGCAUUCAAACCUCCUCUCCAAUCUCUGGUAGCCUAACCCUGUGCCUAUUGAAAGCCUCACAGGCCUAGGGCAAGCCAUCAGCACUGGUGCUACCUACUACUGACCACUAUUUACCGACCAGAAUCCUGAACCAGGGAUGAAACUCCAUGGGGAGGAUUCCUGUCCUCACUCAGCUUAAUCCAAAGGCCCUAUCAAACCCAUGCCUCACCUCACCUGAGACCAAAAGCAUCAGUGACUAGCCCCAGGGGGCUCCUCACUUCUUCCAGUUACUCCUGUUGUUCCCUUGUCAAUAAACCUAAAUAAUUUGUUCA